UCUACAAUCCUGUAAUAAGGACGUCAUCCUGUUCUCCUUUCUCUCAGGCUCACAAGCUUUACCAUCACUACAUUACAGUGCAGUAUUUCUGGUUUCGUAUGUCUUCAUAUCUAAAAAUACUUGCGUGAUCAUUUUUAAAGUCCGCUUCACUUCUCAGGGACACAGAAACAACUGCAGGCUAACAGAGCAGAGUCCAGUCUGUCUGUGCGCUGCUAGCUAACGGUACAGCUGUUUACAACUCCACGGUAACUGCUCCGUCCAUCCCGCUGGAGGGACGCGGACAGCCGAGAGGGGACAGAUGAACGAGCUGGUGAAGAGCUUACCCUCCCCGACUCUCCCCGGGCUCCACCUGCCGUGUCUGGACACCCACAAGGGCUGGCUCUUCAAAUGGACCAACUACCUGAAGGGCUACCAGCGGCGGUGGUUCGUCCUCAGCAACGGCCUGCUGUCCUACUACAGGACUCAGGCAGAGAUGGCGCACACUUGCCGGGGCACUAUUCCCCUGGCGAAAGCUCACAUCGAGGUGGGUGACACCUGUCACUUUGUGUUAACCAGUGAAGGCCGAAGCUACCACCUGAAGGCCACAUCUGAGGGGGAAUGUCAGAGAUGGGUGUCGGCCCUGCAACAAGCAAAGGCCAAUGCCACGCUUCUGAUGCAUCACUCAGAUGACUCAGGUGAUGAAACCCCUGUGCCUCAGGAGGACCGUGCCCUCACCCAAGGAGCACUGAAGUCUCUGGCCACCAAGUUGGAGGAUCUGAGCACCUGUAAUGAGCUGAUCGGAAAGCACGGCGCCGCCCUCCAGCGCUCCCUCAGUGAGCUCGAAGACCUGCGUGGGUCCACGGAAGGCACGGACAAAGUGAAAGCUGUUAAUGAGCGAGCCACUCUCUUCCGCAUCACCUCCAAUGCUAUGAUCAAUGUUUGUCGUGACUUUUUGGAUGUGGCAGAAUCUCACAGCCGGCGGUGGCAGAAGGCUCUGCACUAUGAGAGAGAACAGCGCCACCAUCUGGAGGAGACCAUUGAACAGUUAGCCAAACAGCACAACAGCCUGGAGAGAGCCUGGAGGGAGAAUCCCACCUCAUAUACAGGUGUGGAGCGGCCUCAAGAGGGGGACGCGAGUGAUGAAAAUGAAGAAGCGGAGUUCUUUGAUGCCAUGGAGGACGGCCCUUCAUUCAUAACUGUGACUGCCACAGGCAAUAUCCAACGCAAGCGCUCGGGCAGUAACCAGAGUAUGAUGAGUGGAGGAGUGCCUAAUCACUGGACUCACAAUGAGAGUGACACCUCAGGCACAAAUCAGAUGCAGCUACGAAGAACAAGGCGCAGCCGUAUCCCUGACAAACCAAACUACUCCCUUAACUUGUGGAGCAUCAUGAAAAACUGCAUCGGAAAAGACCUAUCCAGGAUUCCCAUGCCUGUAAACUUCAACGAGCCGCUGUCGAUGCUGCAGCGUCUGACGGAGGAUUUGGAGUACAGCGAGCUGCUGGACCGGGCUGCUCGCUGCGACUCGUCCCUGGAGCAGAUGGGCCUUGUGGCCGCCUUUUCUGUCUCAUCCUACUCAACCACAGUCCAUCGAACCGCCAAGCCCUUCAACCCUCUGCUGGGGGAGACUUACGAGCUGGACCGACUGGAGGAGUACGGCUAUCGCUCCAUCUCUGAACAGGUCAGCCAUCAUCCACCAGCUGCUGCCCACCAUGUGGCGUCAGAGUGUGGAUGGACUCUGUGGCAGCACAUAACUAUUGAUAGCAAGUUUCGUGGGAAAUAUAUUUCUGUAAUGCCAUUAGGUAACAUUCACCUGCAGUUCCACUCAAGUGGAAACCAUUAUGUGUGGAGCAAAGUGACAUCAACAGUGCACAACAUCAUUGUAGGGAAACUUUGGAUCGAUCAGUCUGGGGACAUUGACAUUGUGAACACCACCACAAAGGACACCUGCCGUCUCAAAUUCUCCCCAUACAGCUACUUCUCCAGGGAAGUUCCACGAAAAGUGACAGGGGUAGUGGAGGAUGGAGAGGGCACCGCCCAUUACAUCCUGUCAGGAACCUGGGAUGACAAAAUGGAAAGUGCAAAAAUAGUGGAAAGCAGCCAGGGGUGUGGAGGCUCUGAAGGCAAACAAAAAACUGUUUAUCAGACUCUUCAACCCAAACUGCUGUGGAAAAAAUAUCCUCUUCCAGACAAUGCAGAGAACAUGCACUAUUUCUCCGCCCUGGCGCUGACCUUAAACGAGCCGGAGGAGGGUGUUGCACCUACCGACAGCCGUCUGCGACCGGACCAGCGGCUGAUGGAGGCAGGCUUGUGGGACGAGGCAAACAUCGAGAAGCAGCGGCUUGAGGAACGUCAGAGACUGGAGAGGAAAAGAAGGGAGGUGCAAGCUAAUCAGGUCCUGGAGGAAGUGCAAGACAUCGAAGGUUACCAGCCAGUGUGGUUUGAGAAGAGAACAGAUGAAAACACAGGAGAAGCGUCCUACAAGUACAGAGGCGGCUACUGGGAAGCUAAAGAAAGACAAGACUGGAGUCAUUGCCCUGAGAUCUUCUAGGAAUCUAGUAGUUGUUGGAGGUGAGAGCUCAGAUGAAGAGGUGGUAGUGAGUGAGACAGCUGUUUACACUCAGCUUUUAAAGCACAAAACCUCUAGCCUCUACUUCCUGUGUAUAUUUGUUCAAUCUCUGUUGCAGAUGUGCUACCAGGAUGCAUGGCUUCAGUUGGUAUAUGCUUAAGUGGUCUGCAGAACUUAUAUAUCUGAACAAUUCAAGUUCCGUGUGGCUGUCUGUGAGUGUGAUAGAACUUUAGUUUACAGAGAACCAAUUUCAGCACUAAAACACACCUAACUGGGUGUUCAUGGGCAAGCCUGGGUGCAGAGCUCUCUGGGUGUCUGCUACUCACUGACCGUCCUUCUCUAGUCAGUGAUAGGUAGUAAGGAUAUCAGUCUUUGAAAGUGAGGGACAGAGCCUUCUCUGCUGUAAAGUUGUCUCAGCAGAGCAUGUGUUAUUGAUCCUUCAUAUUCUUCGUUGAUUUGUACCACACUAUGUUUCAGAAUCGCAAAAAUAGUAUCCUGCAGCACAAGGGUGGCCUCUAAAAACAAGGACCUCGUUUCAUGGAUGGCUGAUUGAGAGAAAUUGUGUCCAUUGUUUUGUUAAAGGUGUACUCCGUCAAUUUAACAACUUUAAGCCAGCACACUCCAAACACAGAUCAGUGCAAACCCCAAGAGAGCAGAUGUAUGAUCGGAUUAGCACUAAAGAAGUUUCACUGAGUCCAUGAAAUACUCAAGCCACACUAUUUAUGUAUUUUUAUCUUAGAUGUUGGACACUACAAACUGCAGGUCUUUUGUACAUUUAAAAGCCCUGAAAUGUCUAACUGCAGACAUUUCUGAGUUGUUUAAAGAUUAUUAGGUAAGACUAUUAUGAUUUUUGACCCAUUCAGGGGUAUAAUCUAAUAGUUAAUAAAUAAAUAUUCAAUACAUUAAUCAUUCCAGUAAGAAGUCAAACUGUAUGAGUGGUUCAGAAAUGUCCCUAAUUUGUACUAUACUAGAAUUUGAUUGGAAAGACUAUUGUCCUAUUCAAUCUACACAUAAUCCUCCACAAUUACAGACAAAAAACAGUUUAUAUAAAUAUUCCAACCAUUUCCUUUGACAGCCACAACUCUGAGCUCAGGUAAUCCAUACCACAAUCAGUGAUUAUUGGGCUACUUCAGCAACUGUCUUCAGUAAGUCCACAGACGACACACUUCUGUCAUUUUAAGGUCUUACAGCUCAAGCCUAACAGAGGGCAACAUUUGUAAGAAAGAAGUCUGGAGAAAGUUACAAGAAAAAUCUUGCAUUUAAAGUCCUAAAAAGCACAGUUGGGUUUAAGCUUUCUAGAUUUGGCUGCCCAGUUAAACAGAUUAAUCAGGGAGAACAGGUCAGCCAUAAUCAAUAAGCCUAUAUAAUUAUGAAUGAGUUGUUUUGUCGAGAUAAUAUACAGAUAAAUUGCUAUUAAUGCUGCACUCUAUUAGUUUAGUUGAUAGACUCGUUGAACAUAAAACGACAUUUGAAGAAACAUGACAGUCUGCUGGGGAUUUGAAAAAAGCAUCAAGCAUCAAGAUGAAGAGGAGCAUAAUUGUCUGAUUUUAUAAGACAGGAUGUGAAGAGCCACUAUUCCCAACAAUGUGUUUGCAGAACAAAUACUGAGCACCAUUUAACAAAUCCCAUCUCUGCAUUCAAGCACUGGGGUGGCAACAUCAUUAUGUGGGAACAAACGCAACAAUUCAUAGACUAGUAUGAAUCAAGGCAGGAUGGAACUGACAUUGUUUUUCACCAGAAGACCCUUUAAGAGGUUACUUCUGCAGUUUGGAUUAUAUUUACAUUUUUAAGAUUUUUCAUUAGGUCCUAAUUUAUUAAAUAGGUAAAUGGUUAAAUUAUUGUUUAAGCAUCAUAUUAAAUGUAUCCCUAAUUAUUUUAUUACAUCAAUAAUUUACUAAGUAUAUAUUGAACAUGAAAUUCAGCAGUUAAAAUUGAAUGGAGAAGUCAUAAUACAUUUAUUUAUUUAAUGAUUUAAUGGUUCCUUUGUGAAAAUGCACCAUAAAAUAAUUGAAAGUGUCAAUGUGGCUCAUUAAAUACGCUGUGUUAAGAGCUGUCUUCGAGGUCGAAGCUCAGAGCUGGGAAUCACGUCACAACCGCGGUGAGAGUGUUCUAAUUUCAGGUUGGAAAAUAGUAGGAUUUGCUUCUUGGCUUGUUGAGAAGUAAUAUUAGAAGCAUAAGGUGAUAAUAACACAUUUCACCCCAUCCAGUUUAAAGUCCUCUAUAGGAUUUAGAUGUGUUGACUUCAUCAUAAAACAGAUAACUGCAAGAAUAAUAUGUCAUUCUUUCUGAUAAACGGUGAUGUGAAAUCUGAGUAAAUGCAAAAGGUAGUUCUCAAAUGAUGAUUUCAUUUCUUAAGGCAAAUGUUUUCCAAAUGAAUCUGGUGCUGAGGGAUAAAAUAAUCGCCACCCUUGGCAGCAACAACUGCAAUCAGUCGUUUUCAAUGACUGGCAAUGAGCCUUUUUCAUCGGUGCAGAGGGAUUUUAGCCCCCAUUUCUCUGCUGAAUUGUUUUACUUCAGUCACGUUGGACGGUUUUUGACCAUCAACAACCCAUUUAAGGUCAUGCCACUGCAUCCUAAUCACAUUUAAGUCCAGACUUUGACUAGGUCACUCCAAAACCUUCAUUUUGUUUUUUGAACCAUUCAGAGCUGGUGCAGAUUAUUGUCUUUGUUGGUGUGGAUAGCUUUUUCCCCUUAAAAAGUGAAACCAUCAUUUUCUGUACUUCAAAUUUGUUUGAUCUGAAAUAUUUAGGCAUAGCAGAAAAGCAAAAACAGGGCAAAUACUCUUUCUCAGCACUGUAAUUGCACUCAUGUUCCACCUACCAUCCACCACUAUUUUUAAUACCCUUCUAACUAUUUAGUUCAAUUGUUUACUUCUUUGUUGCCUCCUCCACUGUAAAUCGACAUAGAAACUCUCCAGAUUUUUCAUUUCAUGUCCAUGUCUUUCCCUUUAUAUCUCUUCUUCUUUACGGAAAUAUUUUACAAAAGAGAUAAACUUACAGCAUGGCCUGAAUCAUAAAUCCAUUAGUAUUCCUAGCACUUUGAUGCUGGAAUCUCCGUGUUCUGAUUUAAAUGAUUAAAUGUGGCUGAAUGGGCCUCUUGUGUCAUAUUUUUUUCCUCAAUCAACAGUAAAAAAAAAAGGAAGAUGGAUGCAUAAACAAACAUAAUUUCUGAAUGAUACAACUUAUAAAGUUCUCAGGCUGCAACAGAAAAUCCAAAAAGCAAGCAACUACUGGAAGUAAGUUAUUGUUAUUUCCGAUCUCUAAAUCAAACAAAGUAAAAAAAAAAACUUUUGUGGAGAUAUAUGUGCAGAGCCGUGAUGAAAAAUGCUCAAUUUCCUUUUAAAGAUUAUAAAAAAUAUAAACAAUAUAAAUGCUUCGAGAACACUCAAGGCGCAUGUCUGCUUUUCUUCUGAAAAUGUGUUAAAACUCAAUUUUAAGAGUUUCUCUGAUGCAUAAAUCAGUUUAACCUCCUGGAUUGUGCACAAUGAGAACUUCUAUUGGUGGUUAAUGGUAAUUCUAGCCUUAAUUAGAGUAUAUAACAAACCAGUAUUAAUACAAAGUAUGAGAUAGAAACAAAAAACUUUUUAUACAGAUUAUAGAUGUUAUUUAUUCUCUCCAGACUUAUAAGGAAUACAUUCAGGUAAUUUAUUUUGAUAAUACAAGUCAGUUUAAGACAUCAAUGUGUUAAACAACUAUUUUCCCUAUAUUAAGUUUAAGAAAUUAAGAUAUCCAUGACAGAUAUGUAUAUCAUUAUUUGUGUAUAUGUAAAUAUUAUUUUUCUGUUCUUGUUGUUACUUUAAGAUGCUAUAUGUCAGCAAUAAUGUAAUCUGAACAGCUAUUAACGUACAAAAAAAGCACCACUUAGGUCAAACUAGUUUAGAUUUCCCUUAGAUGAGUGAUGGAUUAGUUGCUAACAUGCACAUGGGCAUCCCUAGUAAAUAUCCUCCUUAGCCAAUAUUUGCUUGUGUAUUUAGACCUUACUGUGUGUCAUAAUGGGGCAUGGUUCACAUAUGUGGCUGUCAGGUCAGUUUCGACCUGUAUUUAGCAACAAUACUGUAGAAAUAGAAGCUCAUCUGUUACAUCACUGUAAUAAAAAUGUUUAACAUUACUUGAAUAUUUAUACAAUCACUCUUUAUCUUCUGGUUUUGAGUAGUUGAACCCGAAUGCAUCUAAUGGUGUUGCAGAGGCUAAAUUGUGAAUGUAAGAGGAUUAGAUGCUGUAUGUAAUAUUAUUCUAAAUAGUAUAUAAAAUCCUAUUAAAAAAAAAGCACAAGGUCUUGUUUAUCUGCAGAAACAUGGUGCAAAAUCUGGAAGUUUCCAUUGCAGUGCACACAGUAACUAUGCAUGGUUUAAAAGUGCAAAUGCACUUUUGUAGUGAGCAGUGUUCUAACCUCUCUAAUGUUUGUGGAUUGGCAAUGAAAGAUGAUGUAAAUUCACCUUUUGUGCCCAGUUACCUCAGAAAGUUUAAAUUUUCGAAAUCAAAUAAAAUACUACAAAAGAAACUGUGAUAUGGUUCAGUCAAA
Girardinichthys multiradiatus is the source of this 7066-nucleotide messenger RNA. Its product is annotated as oxysterol-binding protein 2-like. Gene Ontology annotation, molecular function: cholesterol binding. The record is from RefSeq and is a predicted model, not a curated record. Bases 299 to 2527 code for a protein of 742 amino acids. The transcript has 14 exons. Lineage: Eukaryota; Metazoa; Chordata; Actinopteri; Cyprinodontiformes; Goodeidae. Gene Ontology annotation, cellular component: intracellular membrane-bounded organelle; cytosol; membrane.